Molecule: messenger RNA, 1238 nt
Organism: Carcharodon carcharias (great white shark)
Lineage: Eukaryota; Metazoa; Chordata; Chondrichthyes; Lamniformes; Lamnidae
Exons: 14
Coding region: 36-1238 (400 amino acids)
Biological process (GO): male meiosis chromosome segregation; meiosis I sister chromatid cohesion; homologous chromosome segregation
Cellular component (GO): kinetochore
Source: RefSeq, a predicted model, not a curated record
GGCGGAACCGCCGUCAGUGUGGACAGAAAGACGUAAUGGCACACAUUAAAGGCAAAUCACACCGGAAGCAAAUGUGUGCAAAUACACAGAUGAACCAGUGUUCCUCCCUAGCUCAUAAUUCUGGAAAGAGAAAUGUAAAAUCAAGUUCCAAGUUGAAGAAGUUGUCAUUCAUCCAUGAGGAAGCAGAUUCAGAAUUAUCCCAAACCAAUAAACUGGCUUCUGGUGCCCACAGGAAUUUGCAUUUUUUCCGAAUGAAAAGAACUGUACAGAGAAACACUUUGAAGACCAAAAAAGGGAUUGAGCCUUUUCAGAACAGAAGUCCUAGUCUUCAGCAGUGGAAGGAAUUUAACCAAUGUAAUUCCAAAAGUAGUACAACAUGUUCUGAGUACACUGAAACUACUUCAGAACUUUCUAUAACAACUGAAGUUUUGCCCUACUUCUUGCCUUCAUUGGAUUCGGAGCUGCUUGUGGACGACGACGAGUCUGCUAGAACAAAUAGCUGCUCUUCAGUAGAAUUAUUCCGAGAGGCAGAGGAGCAUACUGUAAUUCAGGAAGAUAUUUAUUGGUUACAUUGCAAAAAUUCUACUCUGCUGGACAGUAGUAAAGCAGCAAACAUUGAUGUGAUUGGUCAGCCUUCAGGUCUCUCUGAAAUUUUAGAGCAGACUGAAAAUCUUACAAGAGAAGGCAGCGUCAACAGAGACCAUGUGUCAGAUGGAGCUGAGGUGCAUGGGAAUUCUCGAGCUGUUUCAUUUACAGUUGCAGGUAAAACGGUCUCUAAAUUACAAGCAAGCAAGGAGAUCACUGUUGAACAGAGAGGUUUACACGCAAUUUCUCUCCCAGUAAAACAAAAAAAAAAGAUGAACGAAGAACCAUCAAGUAGGCAGGUAAUAAAAUGCAAGAAGAAAGUUAAUUUUGCAGAACCACUAAAGAUUGAAUAUGCAUCAGAAAUUUCUAGGAUAAAAGCACUAAAUACAGAGCUUCAUUUUCAACUAGAAAAACCAGUAUUGCAGCAGAUUGUAGAAGCCAACAAAAUUAGUGAGCCUAUACAGACAAGCACACCAGUUGAGACACUUAAACAAUCAGCAAGACUAAAACAACAAGAUGUAGUACCCAUUUGUAGCAUCAUCCUUGCUCCUGUGUGUUACCGACCAUCUAAAGUUUGGCAAUGUGAACAUAUGCAACCUUGGACAACAUUUGAAAAUGCACCUAUAGACAUUAUUAUUGAUUUGUCUAAAUGA